Molecule: messenger RNA, 1683 nt
Organism: Didymodactylos carnosus
Lineage: Eukaryota; Metazoa; Rotifera; Eurotatoria; Philodinida; Philodinidae
Source: the annotation of a GenBank genome assembly
AUGCCAGGUCAGCUUGUCGCCGUAUAUCUUGGCGAACGUGGAAUCAACGUGAUCGUUAGCAUCGUGGCUGCUCUGGCAUGUCGAACACCUUUUCUUCUGCUUGAGCACUCCAUACCAGAUCUUCGACUCAAAGCGAUACUCGAAGAUGCUCGACCGACUCUUGUCAUCACUGAUCGUGUGUUGAAAGCAUCUCUUGUAUCUGCAGGUCUCGUUCCACCAGAACAAAUCUUAGUCUUCGACGAUAAUCAUGACGACAAUUUUAUGGAGGAACAACAAAGAGAGCUUACAGCUACCUCUUUAUCCUCUUCUCGGCCUCAUUUUCGACCUGACGAUACUCUCUAUCUUAUCUAUACAUCGGGUUCUAGUGGGACACCGAAGGGAGUUCUUGUACCACAUCGAGCCGUUUGGAAUCGAUUCGAGUGGAUGUGGCGUGUUUAUCCGUGGGGUGACAAUGAACGCCAAGUCUGGAAGACAUCGAUCAUGUUCGUCGAUAGUAUCUGGGAGAUGCUCGGUGGCCUUUUACGCGGUGUACCAACGGUCAUUGCAUCAUGUGCCGUGGCCAACGAUCCCUAUUCUCUUACGUACCUCAUUCAACGACGAUACAUUACUCGUCUGACACUCAUUCCUACCAUGCUCUCAUCUAUUCUAAAGCCUUUUCCUGAUCAUGGCACACGACAACAGUACUUUCGAUCGAUCAAUUUGAUUAUUGUCAGCGGUGAGACAUUAACCAAGAUCGCUUAUGAUCAAUUUCGAAAUGCCAUUCUACCUGGUGUCACAUUGCUCAAUUUGUAUGGUUCAACAGAAACGGGUGCCGAUGCCACGUUUCACGAGAUUGACACGACGAGCGAUUAUAGUUCGUUUGAGUCCAUACCAAUCGGAAAGCCAAUCGAUAACAUGAAAUAUAUCAUCAUUGAUCCAAUGAACGGUCCGACAGAGCAAUCAACUGGCGAGCUCUUGCUUGCGGGUGCCGGGUUGUAUAAGGGAUACCUCAAUCUGCCUGAUAUGACGAAGACAAAAGAAGUCACCAUUGGCGAAAUGGUCUAUUUCAAAACGGGUGAUCUUGUUCGGCUCGAUGAACGCACGGGCUGGCUGGUCUUUUGUGGUCGAUCAGAUACGCAAGUCAAAAUUCGCGGUUGUCGUCUUGAGCUGGAAGAAGUCAAAGCCGUGCUCUCCCAGUAUCCAUCGAUCAAGAGUGCUGCCUGUUUCAUGAAUGACGAAGGACAACUGAUUGCUCUUUAUGAGAUGAUGACAACCGACAAAGAUCAGGAUAUAGAUCGGGAUGAAUUGAGUCGUUGGAUUUGUUCAAACCUUGCGCGCUUUGCUUUACCAAUCGCUUUUUACAGCGUUUCGGUUCUCCCUCGUACGGCCACAAGAAAAAUUGAUCGAUCAAAGUUGCCAUUAACUGUUGCUCAAUUGAUCUCCCAUUGUUCAGACAAGCAAUCGUUCGACUCCGGUUCAAAUAAGAACGAUCAUUCUUCUACGUUUGCCCCUCCAAGUGCUAUAUGGAACCGUGCAUUGGGCAUUGAAACAUCGAUACCAACUGCAAACAAGACAUUCACACAACUCGGUGGCCACUCCCUUUUAGCCAUUCAAAUUCAACGCGAAAUAUAUGGUAUAGAUGAUUUCAGUAACAUUAAGCCAAGGUUGAAGUUGAGUUAUCAUCGCUUCGUCAGUGAUUUUUGA